CGUGGCCGCGCGUACCCCCCUCCCCGGCUGCGCUGGUGGCGGCGGCGGCGGCUCGGCUAUGGCGGACCUGAGCGCGGAGCGGCUGUGCUCGCUGCCCGGCAACUGGAGCUACGGGAUCAGCCAGGGCGGCCGCCUCUUCUUCAUCAACGAGGAGGCGAAGAGCACGACCUGGCUGCACCCGCACACCGGAGAGGCCGUGAUCACCGGGCACCGCCGCAGCGCAGACUUACCCACAGGUUGGGAAGAAGCAUAUACUUUUGAAGGUGCAAGAUACUACGUAAACCAUAAUGAACGGAAAGUGACCUGCAAGCAUCCAGUAACAGGACAGCCAUCACAGGAUAACUGUAUUUUUGUUGUGAAUGAACGGACUGCUGCAACCAUGACAUCUGAAGAAAAGAAAGAACGAACAGUAAGCACAAUAAGUGACGCUUCCAACUACAAUUUGACAUCAGAUUAUGCUGUGCAUCCAGUGAGCCCUGUGGGCAGAACGUCACGGUCUUCAAAGAAGGUUCAUAAUUUUGGAAAGAGAUCAAACUCAAUAAAGAGGAAUCCUAAUGCACCGGUCAUCAGACGGGGGUGGCUUUACAAGCAGGAUAGUACUGGUAUGAAGCUGUGGAAGAAACGAUGGUUUGUGCUUUCUGAUCUGUGCCUCUUCUAUUACAGAGAUGAAAAAGAAGAGGGAAUAUUGGGGAGCAUACUUCUACCUAGUUUUCAGAUAUUGAUGCUUUCUUCUGAGGAUCAUAUUAAUCGCAAAUAUGCUUUUAAGGCAGCUCAUCCAAACAUGAGGACCUAUUAUUUCUGCACAGAUACAGGGAAGGAAAUGGAGCUAUGGAUGAAAGCCAUGAUAGAUGCAGCACUUGUACAGACAGAACCUGUGAAAAGAGUAGAGAAGAUGACUGAAAACACACCACCUCGAGAAGUGAAUAACAUUUCGAACCACAGGGUGUUAAUUAAACCAGAGGCACAGAAUAAUCAAAAAAACAAAGAAGUAAGCAAAAAUGAAGAGAAGGCGGCUUUGGAAGCUGAAAAAUAUGGAUUUCAGAAAAUUGGACAAGAUAAACCCUUAACUAAAAUUAAUAGUGUAAAGCUAAAUUCAGAAUACAGAACCUUACCAGUGAGCGCACUUCAGGCUGGACUCUACAGGCCAGUUCAUUUAAAUGGGUCUGAGAAUAAAGCUGUCAAUAUUGUGGCGGACACUGGAGAUGGAGGACAGCACAAUGCAGUUCACUCACAUAUGGAAUCUGAACGAGUCAUACAGAGAACUAAUUCAAUGCUUCAGUUGGAGCAGUGGAUUAGAAUUCAGAGAGGAAAGGGGCAAGAUGAGGAAACAAGAGGCAUAAUUUCAUAUCAGACACUACCAAGAAAUAUGCCAAGCCACCGACCCCAAGUUGCACCCCGUUACCCAGAAGGCUAUAGAACCCUGCCAAGGAACAGCAAAACGAGGCCAGAGAGUGUUUGUAGUGUGACACCAUCAGUUUAUGACAGGACCAUAGGACCAGUAACAGCUGAAGAAAAGCGGAGAUCCAUGCGGGAUGACACAAUGUGGCAACUCUAUGAAUGGCAACAACGUCAAUUUUACAAUAAGCAAACAACUCUUACUCGACAUAGUACUUUAAGUAGUCCAAAAACCAUGAUCAAUAUUUCUGAUCAGGUGAUGCAUUCCAUUCCCACAUCACCUUCCCAUGGUUCCAUAGCUGGUUACCAAGGAUAUUCCCCUCAACGGACAUACAGAUCAGAAGUGUCAUCACCGGUGCAAAGAGCAGAUGUAACAAUUGACCGCAGACAUAGAACGCAUCAUGCUAAGCACAUCUUCAUGCCUGAAAGAAGGUCGAUGCCAGCAGGUCUGACUUUACAGCCUGUUACUCCUCAGAGCCUCCAAGGCAAAACGCCAGAGGAGCUCACGCUGCUGCUAAUAAAGCUGAGACGGCAGCAAGCUGAACUGAGUAGUAUCCGGGAACACACACUAGCACAGCUCAUGCAACUAAAACUUGAGGCCAACAGCCCAAAGAAUGAGAUUCUUUCACAUCACCUUCAAAGGAAUGCCAUAUAUUUGGAUCAUCAGAUGAAAGAGAAUGAACCUUUAAUCACCAUGGUUCACACUAUGAUUGAGAACUCGGCGCUAAGACCACAACUGUACCAGCAAUUGACACAAGAAGAAUGUAGGGGUACACUAUACAAAUAUAGAUCUGAAGAAUUGGAUAUAGAUACUAAGCUUAGCCGGUUAUGUGAACAAGAUAAAGUGGUACAAGCACUGGAAGAGAAACUUCAGCAGCUACACAAGGAGAAAUACACGCUUGAGCAAGCUUUGCUAUCAGCCAGUCAAGAGAUAGAAAUGAAUGCAGAUAACCCAGCUGCCAUACAGAAUGUAGUCUUACAGCGAGAUGACUUACAGAACGGACUGCUUAGCACUUGUCGAGAAGUGUCUCGAGCUACUGCAGAACUGGAAAGAGCAUGGAGGGAGUAUGACAAAUUAGAAUAUGAUGUAACAAUUACAAGGAACCAUAUGCAGGAGCAGCUGGACCGACUUGGGGAAGUUCAGACUGAGUCAGCAGGUAUACAGCGUGCUCAGAUUCAGAAGGAACUUUGGAGAAUUCAAGAUGUCAUGGAAGGUUUGAGUAAACAUAAACAACAAAGAAGUUCUACAGAGGCAGGUACCAUGGGAUCAAAGUCUUUUUCAGCUAUUAAGUGUAAAAAUGAGGAAGAGGAAGUAGUCCCACCUCGUCCUCCACUCCCUCGGUCCUAUGACUUUACAGAGCAUCCUCCCAUAAUCCCCUCUCUGCCCAGUGAUAGCAGCUCCUUGCUCUGUUAUAGUAGGGGCCCAGUACAUCUGCUGGAAGAAAAGAAGAUUCACCAAGUUCAAGGAUAUCAGAGAAAUGGAUCUUACUGUGGUCCAGAUUAUAGACUUUAUAAGAGUGAGCCAGAGUUAACAACAGUGGCAGAAGUUGAUGAAUCUAAUGGUGAAGAAAAGACAGAACUAGUUUCAGAGUCAGAAACUUCUACAACUAAAGGUUCACAUUUUCCUGUUGGAGUUGUCCCUCCCAGAACCAAAUCACCAACUCCAGAAUCGUCAACAAUAGCCUCUUAUGUCACUUUAAGGAAAAACAAGAAGAUAGAUCUAAGAAUGAUGAGAUGUCAGGUAGUGUGGAAUAAAGGAAGAAGACAAAAUGACUAAGAUAGGAAAAGGGAGCAGAGAAUAGAGAAGACAGAAGGGAAAACUGACAGAGGAUUUUAGGAAUGAGGAUGGAGGCAGAAGCAAGACAAUAACAAGUGUGAGUUCAGAGAAGAGAUUACUACCACUUUUGAAAAGACAGUAUCCAGACUUUUUGUGCAUGUUUGGGAAAUCAGAGUCCACGACGACAACCGUACUCUAGUCUUCAACCUUGUCUGUAGUAUGAACAUUUUCUAUUACUACUUAAUACAGUUUAACUGUAAUCAUAGAACAAGGUGAACCAAGUCCAGAACCAUUCUGAAAACAGCUUAAAACCUUUAAAUGCAGUUGCAGAAAUGGUGCUGAACAUAGUUUGUCUUGGUCUAUGCUUGCAGUUAAAUUGUGUCCUGCUGUACCCAUUCAUAGAGUUUAAGGCCAGACGGGAUAAUUAGAUUAUCUCAUCUGACCUACUGUAUAUCUCAGGCCAUUAAAUUUGAGCUACCCCUGUACUGAGCCCAAUAACUUGUGUUUGGCUAAAGCUUAUCUUCCAGAAAGAUAUCUUGUCUUGAUCUGAAGGCUUCAAGAGAUGGAGAGUACGCCAGUUCCCUUGGUAGUUUGUUCCAAUGUUUAAUCACCCUCGCUGUUGAAAACUUUUGCCUAAUUACUAAUUUGAAUUUGUCUGGGUUCAGCUACCAGGGGUGGCUUUUGUUUUGUCUUUCUCUGCUGGAUUAAAGAGCCCUUUAGUGCUCAGUUUCUCACGGUGAGUACAUAUACAUUGUAAUCAAGUCAUCUGUCCAUCUUCCUUUUGAUAAGGUAAACAGAUUGAGAUCUAAAUGUCUCACUGUAAGGCAUUUCCCCCUCCCCACCCCCAGCUUUUGAAUAAUUUUUUGUGGCUCUUUUCUUUACCACCUCCAGUCUUUCAACUUUUUUUUAAAAUGUGGACAUCAGAACUGUAUGCAGUAUUCUAGUAGUCUCAUCAAGGCUAUGUAUAGAGGUAAAAACACCACCCUACUCCUACUUACUCCCCAUCCCUCUAGGUGUAUACGUCCAAGGAUCACGUUAGUCCUUUUUUGCCACAUUGUUGCUCUAGAAGCUCAGACUGAGUUGCUUGUCCACUGCUCAACAUGAGUUCCCAAUGUGAUGCUGUGGAGAAAAAGGCUAAUGUGUUGCUGACACCUGUUGUCAGCAAUGGGUAAUUUUUCUAGUAUAGACAAAAGUUACUGAUACUUUUUAGCUCAUUUGACAGCAGAUUAGCAACUACGGUGUUGGUAUAUUUUAGGAAUAAAUUAGGUGUGAGGAAACAACAUAUGGAUGCCAAAUGUAUGAUGGUUCUUCGAGGAAUGUCCCCGUAGGUGCUCCACUUUAGGUGUUCAUGCGCCCUGUGCUUAUAAUCGGAGAUUUGUGGUAGCAGUGCCUAGUUUGGUUGUGCACGCGUCAUCACCGUCUCACACUGCUCCAGGCAGUUACAUAGUACUGUGCAACCAACUGUCCCUCAGUUCCUUCUCUACUGCCUUUUGCCUUGAGUCAGAGCGAUUAGCAGUGCCCUCACUUACCUUUAAAUAAGAUAUAUUUUAUAGUAUACUUAGUAAUUAGUUUAUCAUUGUUACUCUUUAUGCUUAUUUUAUUUAAAAAAAAAAGUCUCCCUUAUUCCCCUCAGUAGGAAAAUUAAGUUUAGGCUUCCCUAGAGUUACUGCUCCCUUCUUAUUUGGGACAGAACCUCUCCACGUGCCCGGAUUGCCGAGAUUCAAACACUGCCUGACUUGCAGACUGUCAAUCCCUAUCUCUGAUAGACAUGCACAGUGUGUCUGCUGUCUUGGCAAGACACACAUUCCUCAAAAGUGUCCACAUUGCUGUGAUCUCAUGGCCAGAACAAGAAAAGUUAUGGAUCUUCAACUUAAGCUCCUUAUGAUGGAGAAAUCUCUGAUACCGGCCUCAAACUCUGAGUCGAGGACCCCUCUGGACCGACAGUCGCCAUCAUCAGCCCCUAGAAAGAGACUUUACCUAAGAAGUUACUAAAAAGCAGGCUCAAACUUCAUCACAACUGGAAUUAGCUACGAAAAAGCGAUCCCCUACCUCCAAGACUACCUCGGUACCGAUGGCACUGAGCCAAGACCGUCCAGUACCACAAGUUUUCAGAGAGCCAAAGACCCUAAGUGGGCAAGCUCAAACAGAGGCUCACAGGGCAAAGUGAAACCCUCCACCUCGGUACCCACAGAGCUGAAAAGGCGCUCCACACCACCUGCGGUACUUACACAGCAGAGCACAAGAUCCUUGGCACUGGCAGCUACUACUCACACUCUCGUACCACCAGCAAUGCCAACAUUGAUACUGAUGCUCACGGUACCACACCAAUUCCUGAAACAUACAGACCUUCUGGUCUCCUCAACACUGGAAUCUCCGCUACUCGGUACCGAUGGUAUCCAUCUCGAUUGGUACCAAGCUGGCUGACCACUCCACCUAGGUCAGCUCCCCCUCACUCUAGUGAUGAUGAUGACGAGGAUGAAGGGGUGAUGCAUACAACUCAUCACUCCUCACCCAAACUUGGACCAACCCACCGACCAGAGUACCACUCAUCCUCAGAGGCACAUCGCUGGUAUGGACACCUGUGGGCACAAACACACGCCAUGCCAUUCCCACCAAACUGGCCCAGUUGGGAUCAGUGGACAGUAUACAGGGCCCAACAUCAUAGCCCACCAAGAUCAAGAGCACCAUGGUCACCUAUCCCAGCAGCAUCAAAAACACAAGAGGGGGUGACUGAGGAAACCUCAGACCAGGAAGCAUUACCAAGAGUGAACCUGUCUUCUUCAUCAUCAGAUGGAAGUAUAAUGCCCCCACCACAGGGGAUGACUUCAAGCAAUUCCAGGAACUCUUCAAAAGGUGGCAUAGACCUUGGGCAUAUCACUAGAAGAGGUACCUGAAUCACAGCAUAAACUACUAGACAUACUUCAAACAUCUACCUCGGCAAAGGUAGCAUUUCUGAUCAACGAUGCUAUUAUGGAGCCUGCCAAAACCAUCUGGCAGACACCAGCAACAGCACCCCCAUCAUGCAUAAGAUCAGUCAAGAAAUACCGUGUGCCAUCUAAAGGAGUUGAAUUCUUAUUUAAACACCCCAUACCAAACUCACUAGCAGUGGAAGCAGUAAAUGGCUAAAACAACCCGUAUGACAGAGAUUGGAAUAAGUUAGAUCUCUUCAGCCACAAGGUGUAUUCAUUUGCAACACUGCAGUUUCGCAUAGCUAAUUACGAGGCCCUACUGUCCAAAUAUACAUAAAUUUUUUUUGAAAAUUUCAGAAUUUAUUGAAGAGAAAAAAGAACAGUUAAAACUAAUAUCGCCAAAGGUCAUCUCAUUGUCAGGACAGCGCUGCAGGCCUUUCUUGACUCCACAGACAUGGACGUAUGCUCCAUCACAAUAUCUGUGGUAAUGCGCCAUGCAUCAUGGCUUCAUCUCUCGGGGUUCCCCAGGGAGAUCCAGUCAACAGACGAGGAUCUGCCGUUUUAAGGCCCAAAGUUAUUCACUGCCAAAACAGACGAGUCACUCCAUACCCUUAAGGACUGAAGGGCAACAUUAAAAUCCCUGGGCAUUUAUACACCUGCAAAUAAAAAGAAAUGGCUGGUAUUCUACCCAGAGAUUCUGCUUGCCGUCGUACAUGCAACUGCACAGGCAAUAUGACCAACGCUGCAAACAAAGACAAAUCAGAUGUCGACAAAACCAAAACGAACCUUCGACAUCCCAGCAAUCUACCUCGAGACAGCAAUUUUGAAGGUGUGGUCAAGGACAUGAGACAACCACAUGCUCUAACACUGGAAACUGAGACUAUCUCCCGAACAUUCUGAGAUCACCUGUCACCAAGUACCAAGUCUGGAACACCAUCACUACAAAUAAAUGGGUUUUUAGAAAUUAUCCAACAGGAUUAUUCCAUCCCACCUACCCACCCCCCUUCCCUGGUCCUCUUCAGUGACCACUCUCAUGAAAGUACCUUCCACAACAGGAAAUAAACCACCUCAUACACCUAGAUGCAGUGGAACCAUUACCAAUGCAGCACAGGGGGAAAGGUUUUUACUCUCACUAUUUUCUAACCCAGAAAAAGAUGGGCGGGUGGAGACCCAUUCUGGAUCUAAGAAAACUCAAGUUCAUAAAAACACAAUGUUUCAAAGUGCUGACACUUAACAACUAUAAUUCCAGCAUUAGAGAAGGGGGACUGGCUCUUAGCCCUCGACCUGCAAGAUGCAUAUUUUCACUUUACCAUCCAUCCAUCACACAGAAGAUUCCUAAGGUUCACCCUGGGAAAACGACGUUUCCAAUACAAAGUAUUAUCUUUCAGCUUGUCAACUGCCCCAAGGAUUUUCUCCAAAGUUUUAGCACUGGUGGCAGCGCACCUCUGCAGACAGUCAUGAUAUUUCCAUAUCUGGAUGACUGCCUCAUAAGGGCACCAACAUAACAUGAAGCAAUAAGUGUCACACAGAAUACGAUAAUCCUUUUCACAAACUUAGGAUUACAAUUAAACCUGCUUUAAAAGUCAACAUUGAUUCCUGUCCAGAAACUGGAAUUCAUCGGAGCUUGUCUUGACUGUUCAACCACGACAGCAACACUACCUCAGCAACGCUUCAUCACACUCGUCAACUUAAUUUCGACAGUGACGGACAGUCCACAAACAUCUGCCAGAACAUGCUUACAACUACUUGGACAGGUCAGCAACGUCAUUUGUCGUCAAACACGUCAGACUUCACAUGAGAUCCCUGCAGGUUGGCCUUAAACAGCGUACACACCUCACAGACACAGCCUACACAGACAUCUCACAAUGCCAAACAAGGUAAAGGACUCAUUUAAGAUGGUGGACACA
Trachemys scripta elegans is the source of this 7988-nucleotide messenger RNA. RefSeq names its product pleckstrin homology domain containing A5 (gene PLEKHA5). The coding region runs from base 59 to 3172 and encodes 1037 amino acids. Gene Ontology annotation, cellular component: cytosol. NCBI's taxonomy places the organism in Eukaryota, Metazoa, Chordata, Testudines, Emydidae. The transcript is spliced from 25 exons. Gene Ontology annotation, molecular function: protein binding; phosphatidylinositol-5-phosphate binding; phosphatidylinositol-3-phosphate binding. The record is from RefSeq and is a predicted model, not a curated record.